This is a messenger RNA of Colius striatus (speckled mousebird), 1647 nucleotides long. It is a transcript of the gene SLC39A1, whose product is annotated as solute carrier family 39 member 1. Gene Ontology annotation, biological process: zinc ion transmembrane transport. Gene Ontology annotation, molecular function: zinc ion transmembrane transporter activity. Gene Ontology annotation, cellular component: plasma membrane. NCBI's taxonomy places the organism in Eukaryota, Metazoa, Chordata, Aves, Coliiformes, Coliidae. The record is from RefSeq and is a predicted model, not a curated record. The transcript has 3 exons. Bases 322 to 1269 code for a protein of 315 amino acids.
CCCCGUGGCUCGGCGAGUGGCGCUGGGGGGGCAGCGGCGGGACUUGGCACCGGGACCCGACCCCUGGGCUCCCUCCGCCCCGAGCCCGCACCGCGCCGUUACCGGAGCUCCCGCGCUUCCCCUUCGCAGGACGUCCCGUUCCCCCCGCGGUGAGCGCGGGGUCGGCAAGGGGCGGUGAUGUGUGUGUGAGUCACCGGGGCCGGGCCCUGACCGUCCCGUCCCGUCCCGCCGAAGCUCCGGUUGGUUCCCGGGGAAUGAGAAACGCGGCGCUGGGUCGGAACUCGCCCCGCGGUGGGUGCUGAGCUGCCGGGGCCGGGAGGGAUGGCGGCGGGAAACGGGGUGGAAGAACUGGCCUGGAGCCCCGGCUCGGCCCCGCGCCCCCCGCCCGGAUUGGAGGCAAAGCUGGGCUCGCUGGUGCUGCUCCUGUUCCUGCCCCUCGCCUUCGGCCUCGCCCCGCUCUGCUGCUUCCGACAGCCCCCGAGCUCUGCCGACGCCGGCAGCCCCGUGGUGCUCAGCCUCGUGAGCUGCUUUGCCGGCGGCGUCUUCCUGGCAACCUGCCUGCUCGACCUGCUGCCCGACUACCUGAGCAGCAUCAGCGCGGCGCUGGAGGGGCUGCGCAUCACGCUGCAGUUCCCGUUGCCGGAGUUCAUCCUGGCCAUGGGCUUCUUCCUGGUGCUGGUGCUGGAGCAGGUGGCGCUGGCGCAGCAGGAGCCAUCCUCACCCUGCUCCUCCUCCUCCUCCGUGCCCGAGGAAAGCCGAGCUCUGCUCCCGCCGGGCUCCAUCCAGAGCGCGUCCCCGCCGCCCGGGGCCGGUGCCCGCGGUGCCGUGCGUGCCGGGCUGCUGGUGCUGGCGCUGGCGCUUCACGCCGUGCUGGAGGGGCUGGCGCUGGGGCUGCAGGAGGCCGAGGGCGCCGUGCUGCGCGUGUGCCUGGCGCUGCUGCUGCACAAGUGCGCCGUGGCCUUCAGCUUGGCGCUGAAGCUGCUGCGGGGCCGCCUGCGCCCGCCCGCCGUGGCCGCCUGCCUCCUGCUCUUCGCCAUGAUGUCGCCGCUGGGCGUGGGGCUGGGCACGGUGGUGGCGGCGGGCGCCGGGCCCCGGCAGAGGUUGUGCCGGGGGGUGUUGGAGGGGUUGGCGGCCGGGACCUUCCUUUAUAUCACUUUCUUAGAGAUUUUACCCCAGGAGUUGGGGGUCCCUCAACACAGAGUCCCCAAAGUCAUCCUGCUCCUGGCCGGCUUCGCCCUGGUCACCGCCAUCCUCUUCAUCAAGAUCUGAGGCGCCCUCAACCUCCCCCCAUCCCCUGUGGGACUCCUGGGGCAGGGGCUUCCCCUCUGCCCCCCUAAACUCCGUGCAAGUGCCAAAGUGCCACUCUGGGGGCUGGCCCCGGACCCUCAGCACACGCCGGGGUCACCCCCCACCCACCCCAGCAAGACUCGGCCCCCUGCCUCGGUUUCCCCCCCUGCACAACGGACAUGUGGUGCUGCCCCCCACUGCAGGACCCAGCCUGACAGGGGAGCACAGUUUGGUUCCCACCCCUCCAUCAGCCCCCACCCAAGUGCCCUUACAGCGUGGACAGACGCCCUGGGAGGGGCAGCCUGGACCCCCCGCCUGGGGAGGAGUUUUAGAUGAAGCAAAUAAAGGACUUGGCCUGGU